This is a messenger RNA of Penaeus monodon (black tiger shrimp), 2646 nucleotides long. RefSeq lists its product as uncharacterized. The coding region runs from base 215 to 2323 and encodes 702 amino acids. The transcript is spliced from 4 exons. Lineage: Eukaryota; Metazoa; Arthropoda; Malacostraca; Decapoda; Penaeidae. Gene Ontology annotation, molecular function: neurotransmitter receptor activity; transmembrane signaling receptor activity; protein binding. Gene Ontology annotation, cellular component: neuron projection; membrane; synapse. The record is from RefSeq and is a predicted model, not a curated record. Gene Ontology annotation, biological process: regulation of membrane potential; monoatomic ion transmembrane transport; signal transduction.
CGAACCGGCAGUCAAUCUAUUCAAACUUAACCCCAAAUACGAACAGGGAAACUAGCUAUAAGAUAGACAUGCUCUUUCCUGUAGUUUAAUAGCAGAUUAGACGGCAAAAGAAUAAAAUGUGUUCGUAUGCCACGUGCUUUAUCCUAAUCCACCCCCUCCGCGCCCUCUUUAGGCCGUGUUCGAGGGGCCACGCGUUGGGAAGUGGCCAUGUUACAUGAACGGGACGCUUGUGUUGGGCCAGGAACAGGAUAGCCUCGGGGGAGACUUCGAGAGCAGUCAGAUCUUCCGCGGAGACGUCGCUCAGCUGUCCAUGUGGAACCGAGCCCUGCCUUCGGGGGAGAUCGGGGCCAUGGCCAAGUGUCGGGCCAGCGGUCGGGGAAACGUCUUCAGCUCGGACGCCGCAGAGUUCGAAAACUUCGGGGUGAGGGAGGAGUGGGUCGAGGUCGCGGAUUUGUGCAGGCCAGUACAGCACAACCUGAUUCUACCCGAGACGAGAACAGUAGAGGAAUCCCUCGAUAUGUGCAAACUCCUGAACGCCACCAUCGCCGUUCCCGCUUCGCCCCUAGACAACCAGAACUUGCAGAACGACACGAUCGCCUUCGCCGACGUCUGCCUCCCAACGGCAUCGUGGAAGGUUUGGCUCGGGAUAAACGACGAGGAGGAAAACGGCGUCUGGAGGCGGUUCGGGUCGUCCGACAGAGUCACCUACACAAACUUCGCCCCCGUGAACGCGGCCUCUUCGUACAGCUGUGUCUCCAUGAUGAUAAACGGCUUCUGGGACGGCGAUCUGUGCACCAACAAGAGGUGCACCUCCUGCUACAUCGAGCCGGCGGAUUACUUGGUGAUGCGAGGCCUUUGCUUCGAAUCCGAGUAUAGGUCAAGAUUCCGGGUAGACGAGUACAUCGAGGGCCGCCCGUACUUCCGCGGAUAUUAUGACCUGGUGAUCGUGUGGCGACCUGAAGCAAAGAAAUGGUUCAUGAUCAACACGGCGAGCAACAAGACACUCUUGAAGACGUCUUCUGCCACGAAGGAGUAUCCACUCGGAAUGCGCAAGUGGGACGUCGUCAGCGAGGUGUGUGAAGUAACGGAAGGUGAAGUCCUGAUGGCGAGUCUGUCGCACUGCUCCCCUGUGGACUUUAUGUGUCGCUCCGGCCACUGCAUCCCGAGGGAACUGCGCUGCGACUUCCGGUACGACUGCCGCGACGGUAGCGACGAAUCAAAAUGCCACGUGGUGGAAAUGUCCGACGAGCAGCAGCGUCACAUCCCUCCCUCGGGCCCCGACGGAGGGCCCCUCAGUCUCAGAGCCGCGCUCGUUAUCUCGCGCAUCGCCAACAUCGACGACAUCAACAUGGCCAUCACCCUCGAGUUCCAGUUCACGCUCACCUGGAAGGAUCGGCGACUAAGGUUCCGGCACCUGAAGGACACGAAGAACGGCACGAUUCUGACCGAGGCGGACGCGGAGAAGCUGUGGCGGCCGCGCUAUCAGCUGGUCAACCUGGAGGGCGGAGACCAGAAGCUGCUGGCCCAGAGCUUCAUGGUCAACGGCGCCAACAACGGCACAACGCCAGACUUCAACAGCGUUGACAUGGACGUGCAAUACCCGGGUGCGAUGAACGAACUGUCCAUGAUCCAGCGUUUCACCGCCCGCGUCACCUGCUACUUCCAGCUGUACAGUUAUCCUUUCGACAUCCAGCACUGCAGCAUCGACUUGCGACUCCCGACGGAGCACGAGGGUUACGUCGCCUUCUCCCUCUCAGACGCGGAGGUCCUCUACACGGGGCCGAGGACGCUGUCGACCUACACGAUAAGGGACGAGAGGAUCGAUCGGUCCCUCGGACCCAGCGCCCUUAGCGUCUACUUCGACCUACAUCGCCGUCAGGGAGUCAUCCUAUUCUCCACGUUCCUGCCGUCGGGGAUGCUCCUGCUGGUGAGCUGGGCGACGCUCUUCCUCAGCCUGGACGCCCUCAACGCCCGCGCCAUCAUGUCCCUUACGACGCUGCUGGUGCUCUACACUCUCUUCUCGAACAUGUCUCGUUCCCUGCCCUCCGGCGCGGCCAUCAAGCUGAUCGACAUUUGGUUCUUUGUCAUCAUCUUUCUCCUCUUCGUAAACAUCCUCAUUCAUAUAUUUGUAGACGACAAAGCUCCUGAAACAGCUAAUAAGAUAUUCGUGAAAGAGAGCAUCUCAUCAAACACCAUUUCUGUGAUUACACCUCAGACUUCACGUUCUGUUAAAUUCCUAAAGGUAUACAGGUUGAUAGGCUUACCCGUUAUUGUUGUUCUGUUUAAUAUCCUGUUCUGGUCAGCUGUUUUUCUUGAAUACUAGUUAGAAAGAUUUUUUACUAUGAUGGAUAUAAUGAGAUAACUGUUUGUUCUGGUAACAUAGCAAAUAAAUAAUAUAUUUUCAAAGUAUAUUUAUAAUGUUAGAUAAAUUAAUCAUUACAUCACAUAAUAUAGAUUUGCAUCAAUAUAUACGUACAAACAUUUUAGCUGUUGUCGAGACAAUAUUCAGGAAAACUGAAUAGUGUAGCACGAGUCGCCCAAACAAUCUGAAAGUUCCCGAUGAGUAUUUUACCUUUAUUGGAAGAAUUCCACCUGUAAGAUUACAUAAAAUAAAAUAUUACACAAAAUUUACAAUUGUAAGUAAUA